Lentinula edodes (shiitake mushroom) is the source of this 432-nucleotide messenger RNA. RefSeq lists its product as uncharacterized. The record is from RefSeq and is a predicted model, not a curated record. NCBI's taxonomy places the organism in Eukaryota, Fungi, Basidiomycota, Agaricomycetes, Agaricales, Omphalotaceae. The transcript has 4 exons. Bases 1 to 432 code for a protein of 143 amino acids.
AUGUCUCUAGGUGAAGCUGACGCAAAAUUCCCUGCCUUGUCCCAUUCCGGGACUCCCGACAUUCCUCCUUCGCCAACCAUCGAAAAUCCUGGGCAGGUAUACCCCAAAUCUGACCCAAAUGCAGCCCAUUUAGGUACAAUACCUGGCACAGGCCGUUCGAACAGUUCCCAAACCUUCAUCGGUAAUCCCUUUCUUAUGCGUGAGGCGUUUGCUGAAAUAGACCACGCCCUCGGAAAUGUCAUCGACAUCCUUGAAAGGGAAGAAUUGUCUGUUGGUGGGUCCGAAAAUGAAAAUGAAUUGUUGAGGAAGUUUUGUCAAUGGCGAGAAGAAUUGGAUGAAAUUCGUGCCGGACAACGGUCUCCUGGUUCUAGCAAAUCCAGGUCUACUUCAAGAAUAGCCCCUGAGAAAGAAGGAGGGAUGUUUACGGACUAA